Molecule: messenger RNA, 4914 nt
Organism: Mytilus californianus (California mussel)
Lineage: Eukaryota; Metazoa; Mollusca; Bivalvia; Mytilida; Mytilidae
Product: MAM and LDL-receptor class A domain-containing protein 1-like
Exons: 14
Coding region: 530-3607 (1025 amino acids)
Cellular component (GO): membrane
Source: RefSeq, a predicted model, not a curated record
UUCAAGUAAGGUUAAUACCUAUUUGGCCGAUCAAUCUUAAUUCUGGUUAUUAGUGUGUAUUAUAUAUAGCAUGUGCCAAAAAUCCUUUCAAUAUGUCAUAAAACAAAACAAAAAACAUCUCAAACGACAGAAGAAAAAAAAAGUGGGGGAACUUUUAAUCAGAACAAAAACAAAAUGUCUUUUGACGAAAAGAGGAAAGAACUUAUAAGCAAAAAGUGUGCAUCAAACACUGUUGAUAUUUUACCUACACUUGCCUCAUUAGCUAAAUUAUUUAAACAUCAAACGCAGAUAAGUGGAGUAAAAAUGACUAAGUCGUAAUAACUGAAACAGACAAAUUAAAUCUAUUAAAAUUCGUUACAUUAAUUUUGCAGAUUUUCAAGAAAAUACCUUUGUAAGCAACUCAAGUAUAAUCAGCUGUGCCGGCAACACAACAAUCACAAUAGUCGAUUUAAAUGUGGAGCAAUAUCCAACACCAUGCUCAGAAUACAAGCAGUGUAAUCUGACAGAAGAACAGAAGACUCUCAUUAAAAUGAGUUGUAAUAAAGAAACAUCCUGCACUAUCUCAACGAUUAUUCCAAAUACAUGUCUGUUCAAAAAUUAUGGACACGUAUCUAUUUCAUAUUCAUGCACAAGAAUUAUUAACGGUAGUUGUACUUUCGAAAAUGAUCUGUGUGGUUGGUCAGUCAGUAGUAAUGGAACUUACCAGUGGAUACAUCGACGCGGACAAACUCCUGAAUCUUCUACAGGACCAGACAGAGAUCACACAACUGCGUCUGGAGAUGGUUACUACAUGUAUGCUUACACGAAUUCUGAAUGGGGCUCUCAACCAAAAGAGGAAAGUGAUCUGUUUUCUGGUUGGAUAGGAUCGAAUCCAAAGCAGUGUUUGACAUUUUGGUAUCACAUGUAUGGGGAACAAAUCAACACAUUGAAAGUAUUUCAAAUGGAUAAUGAAAGUACUAUUGAACUGUGGAAGAAAUCAGCUUAUCAAGGAAACAAAUGGUAUUUUCAGUCGCUGUCAUUGAAUGAUAUAGGGCUAUAUCGAAUAAAGUUUAAAGCCAUUCGUGGUAACGGAAGUAAAGUUGAAAUCGCUAUUGACGACAUCUCCAUUACCAACACCGAUUGCAAGAAAGUUUCUAGCCUUGAUUGCAACUUUGAAGGAGAACCUUGUAAUUGGAAUGUAGUGCAGGAAUCUGAAUAUAUGUGGACUGUUAUUUCUGGCGGAACUCAUCCUAAUGAUACCGGACCGGAGGCUGAUCAUACAGACGGAUUUUAUGAUGGAAAUUACAUAUACCUCAACGCUUCAAAAAUAGAGCCAGGGCAGAAAUCAAAUUUUACAAGUGUGACUGUGUCUUCGGAUGGUGAUGCCUGUUUUACUUUCUGGUUCCAUAUGUAUGGAGACGGAAUCGGAACGUUAAAUGUUUACCUCGUAUCAGAGACAAUGACGCAAAAACUAUGGUCAAGAUCAGGAAAUAAACCAGAUUUAUGGCAGUUAGCAUUCGUUGAUAUUUCAAUAUUAGAUCCAUACCAAAUGACGUUAGAAGGGGUUCGGGGUUCAACGAAAAAAAGUGAUAUAGCAGUAGAUGAUAUUUCACUGCUGCCCGGGUCGUGUGAUAAAAAAGCUUUCUUCUUGGACUGUAACUUUGAAUCAGAAAAAUGUAAUUGGUUGGCAAGUUCUAACACGACAUACAUUUGGACAACAAAUAAAGCAGGGGACAGUACGAAGAGACCGGAUCAUGACCACACCAUUGGAACCGUUGAUGGACACUACAUGUACCUUGACGGUUUAGAUAUACCAGUGGGUACGAAGUCUAAAUUGACCAGUACCAUUAUCAACCCUGAUGGUGAUAUUUGUUUUACUUUCUGGUAUCAUAUGUAUAAAGAAUACAUAGGUACAUUAAGUGUUUACACAGAAUCAAGAAACACCAUUCAGAUGCAUUGGUCACAGUCCGAACAAAAAAACACGUGGACAUUUGCUAAUUUUACCAUUUCUAAAUCAGAACCGUACAGGAUUAUAUUUGAAGUGGUUCGAGGAAACGGUUUUUUUGGUGUUAUAGCAUUAGAUGAUGUUUCACUACUUGAGAGUUCGUGUUCAGGUUUGAUAAAAACUUCACAGAAAUGCCAUAACAUUGAUGAAUCUAUAUCGCUUCACGAAUGUUCAAAAUAUUAUCUACAACUUAAUGACACAUCUUUAGUAUUUGAUCGAGAAUUUGACAACUGUUCAGCCGUAUACCAGGAUGUCCAAACAUCAAUAACUACAUUAUGUAACGAUAUGAAGAAUUCAGACAUUUGCGCCUUCGAUCUUCCGGAAUUAAUUAUGGAAGACCAAAGAUGUUUUCAAUCAAACUGGCUUUCGGUCGAGUACAAAUGUGAAGCUGAGGUAACUUCUACAGUUUCGUCAGCAGCUACCGCCAGUAAAGGUUUAAGUGAAGCUGAGGAAACUACAGUUGCAUCAGAUACUACCUCAAGAGACGAUUCAAGUGCAGAAACAACAGUUCCUUUGAUGUUAACAUCAGAAGCUCUAUCGCAAGCUGCAGAAACAACAGUUCCUUUACUAUCGACAUCAGAAGCCGUAUCGCAAGGUCUAAUUGCCGGAUUAGUUAUUGGUUCAUUCGUGUUAGUGUUCAUUGCAGCUGUGAUUUUUUUAAUCAGAAGGUUUUUAUUAGAGAAGAACAAUUUAGAAAAGGUUGACAAUCUUCAAGGAAAUGACUAUACCGGAAAUCAAACAAUAGCUCUACAACAGUCUUCGAGUCCACCACAUUAUGAAAUUGUUCAAAAUACAAAUAACCAAUAUGAUUUUACGAAUAUAGCUAUGACUAACUCUAAUGAAUAUAUAAACAAUGUAGAAAACGACGACGAACGCCAACAUAUUGCACCUCUUGAAGAUAAAACCCAAGGAAAAUAUGAAACCAAAGGCAAUCAAUAUGAGGUUAUUGAUCCUACAGCCAUAACAAGCUUUUGUCAUUCAAAGGAAGAUACACCCAGAUUAACAGAAAAUUAUACAGUUUUAGAUCAGAAGGCAACCGGAUUUGACCAGUCAAAAAUGACCGACAAAAAUCAGUCUUAUGAGCUUUCUAAACCAAUCAAUGCAGAAAACGAUCAUUAUGUUAUGUCUAAAGAAGGAACACACGCCUGUGCUGGUUGUCAUUCAAAAGAUGAUGAAACUCAGGUAACAGAAAACGACGAUGAACGCAAACAUAUUGCACCUCAUGAAGAUAAAACCCAAGGAAAAUAUGAAACCAAAGGCAAUCAAUAUGAGGAAAUUGAUCCUACAGCAAUAACAAGCUUUUGUCAUUCAAAAGAAGAUACACCCAGGGUAACAGAAAAUUAUACAGUUUUAGAUCCCAAGGAAACCGGAUUUGACCGGUCAAAAAUGUCCGACAAAAACCAGUCUUAUGAGCUAGCUAAACCAAUCAGUCCAGAAAAUGCUCAGUAUGUUAUGUCUAAAGAGGGAAAAUACGACUGUGCUAGUAGAAACAAUCAUAAGGAAUUGGAGAAUAUUUAUAACCAUGCUGUUGAUAAUGUUUAUGAUUCUGGAAGUUACAAAAGAAAAGAUUUUGGGACUGCAGACACAUACGAUCAUUUUGUCGGGCAGAAAAACGGGAGAUGACUAUCAUAUACAUAUAAAAACCUAAUUAACAUUGUAGUUUUCCAAGGUAUAAUUUUAAAUAUGGUUUCAUUUAACCAUAACUUUCAUAUACUAAAUACAGUAUUUUUAAAAAAGUAAAAGUAUAAUUUUGUAAUUAAUUAAACAUGUUAAAUGCUGAUAAAUUGAAGGCAAUAUAACUUAUUAUUAUUCUAAAUAUGAACGAUCAUUGAUAAUCACGGUCUAUCGUAGAAACAAUUAAAUAUACUUAAUCAUGUUGUGUCAUUAUUGAUUGUUUUGACUAACAUUUUAACAUUUCUGUAAUAACUGUGUUCUUUAUAAGGUCUUAGGUCAAAAGUGUUUCCUUAAUUGGAAAUUCUCGCUAUAAUUUCAUAUAAAAACACACUUUUAAUAAAACUUCUACACUAAAUAUAUUUCUUGUCAUAAUUGCACACAAAAAAAUCAUUGAAUACAGAAAUAUCUGCAGUUUCUUGCAAUUAUUAUGAAAUAUGUUUAUAAUUCAUAUUGUUAGGGAAAUCACUGUUUAAAUAAAAAUAUGAAUUUCUGCACGAAAAAUUCAUAUGGCUAUAUAGGGACAAAAUACACUUGAUUUCAAAACUUGUAUACAAAUAAUGAUUUCUUAGUGAUGAUAUGUCAGAAAAACAUUUAAAAAUAACCAAAACACACUGUACACAUUUAUGAGUUUAACAUUUAAUUUAGGAAAUAUGUGUUCUUAUAUGAAAUAAUAAGGGAAUUUGUAAUAGGUGAAACACUUUUGACCUAAGACUGUAUUUCAGUUAUUACUAUCAAAGCAGAAACAUUGUACUCCUACAUAGGCCUAAAUUAAGAAAAGGCAUUACAUUUCUUGUUACAAAGUAGAUCGGUCAAACACUCGUGUUUUGUAUUAAGAACAAGAAAUAUUCACCUUUACCUUUUUCAGCUUUUUUAUGUACUUGUCCAAUUCUGACUAAUUAUAUAUUAACUAAAAAUUGGGAUAUCUUUGUGUUAUCAUUCAUAUAUGCUUUAAAGUUAAACUGGUUUCCAGAUCUACAAUAAUUAUGUACUUUGUUCCGUAUUGACUUUACACAUAGUUGUUUUGACUAGACAUUUUGGUAGUUGUAUUCGAAAUCAAGAAUGUGACUAUUUAUACAUUUAAUUUGCUUUCUAAUUUUAUUUGAACUUAAAAUUUAUUUUAAAACAUUUGUUAUUUAUUUUGUAUUAUAUGUCUGGUUUUGUGUUUUUGUUUUUGUUUUUCUUGGUUUAAUUUGUGUCAUGUCAAAUUAAUAAAUAAUUCAAUGACAGUAUAAAAUAAUAAAUUUUUAAUUACAGAA